GCACGAGCAGCAGUCACCGCCGCAGCGAAUGGAGGCGACCGGGCGCGAGAGAGACACAUCCCCGCGGACACACACUCGGACCGAACCAGGAUUUUACGCCUUUUUUUAUUAUUAUUAAGAAACCCGACAUUUUCCAUCGUGAGGAAGAAACAACGCAUACUUAUAAUUUUUUAAAUUUUUUUUUUUAAAGAAAAAUAAAAGUCGCAUCGCUUCCCCUUUUUCUAUUUUUUUUAUUUUUUCUCCUCCUCCUGACGAACAGGGCGUGUGGAGCGGGUGAAGCAGAUUUCGAACCCGUUUCCCGCAGAUGUCGGUGUAACCCCCGAGUCCGUGUGUGUUAGUGUUUGAAUUCACCACCACCUGGAAUCGAACGGUGUCGAGGAUGGGCUGCACGCUGAGCACCGAGGACAAGGCGGCGGUGGAGAGGAGCAAGAUGAUCGACCGGAACCUGCGGGACGACGGGGAGAAGGCGGCCCGGGAGGUCAAGCUGCUGCUGCUGGGUGCUGGUGAAUCGGGGAAAAGUACAAUUGUCAAGCAGAUGAAGAUCAUCCACGAGGCGGGCUACUCAGAAGAGGAGUGUAAGCAGUACAAGGCCGUGGUUUACAGCAACACAAUCCAGUCCAUCAUCGCCAUCAUCAGAGCCAUGGGCCGCCUCAAGAUCGACUUUGGCGACGUGGCGAGAGCUGACGAUGCCCGGCAGCUGUUUGUGCUCGCUGGCUCGGCCGAGGAAGGCUUCAUGACGGCAGAGCUCGCUGGCGUCAUCAAACGUCUCUGGAAGGACGGAGGCGUUCAGGCCUGCUUCAGCCGCUCCCGCGAAUAUCAGCUCAACGACUCGGCAGCAUACUACUUGAACGAUCUGGACAGGAUAUCCCAGGCCACCUACAUCCCAACCCAGCAGGAUGUCCUGAGGACCCGAGUCAAAACCACAGGCAUUGUGGAGACGCACUUCACGUUCAAGGACCUGCACUUCAAAAUGUUUGACGUUGGCGGUCAGCGAUCGGAGAGGAAGAAGUGGAUCCACUGCUUCGAGGGCGUGACCGCCAUCAUCUUCUGCGUGGCCCUCAGCGACUACGACCUGGUGCUGGCCGAGGACGAGGAGAUGAACCGAAUGCACGAGAGUAUGAAGCUGUUCGACAGCAUCUGCAACAACAAGUGGUUCACAGACACCUCCAUCAUCCUCUUCCUCAACAAGAAGGACCUGUUCGAGGAGAAGAUCAAGAAGAGUCCUCUCACCAUCUGCUACCCAGAGUAUGCAGGCUCCAACACGUAUGAGGAAGCCGCCGCCUACAUCCAGUGCCAGUUCGAGGACCUGAACAAGCGGAAGGACACCAAGGAGAUUUACACCCACUUCACCUGCGCCACAGACACCAAGAAUGUGCAGUUUGUCUUUGACGCCGUCACCGACGUGAUCAUCAAGAACAACCUGAAAGACUGUGGUCUCUUCUGAGGACAAUGACCACAAAGACCCUUUUUUUCUUGGCGGUGGAGCCAGCUUAUUGUGCAUCUUUGGUGGGGAAGAUGAGACGAGUCGGGAGGAUCAGUCACGGACCAGUGCUGUACUAUACGCCACUUUUAACAGCUUUAUUUAUGUUUUUGUCUUGGAACAUUUUUGAACUAGCCAUUGAAAUUUGUGUAGGAUGUUUGUAUCUUUGUAAAAGCGUCACGGCAGAUUCUCGCACAAUUUCCACUCGUUUUUUUUUGUUUCUUCUGCCGCUGUCUCUGGAAAAGGAAACUUUGCUAUUGGUGGACAUUCUUCUUUUCUUCCUUACCUUCAACCGAAAGGGAAGAGAAGAGGUACAACUUUGAGUCCAGUUUGUUGGUACCUGUGCCUUCGCAUGCUUUUCACUGCGGUCGUAAUCCUAAUGCUUGUUCUGUUGCCUGCUGACUUGUUCUGAACAUAAAGAGGUAAACUGUUUUCAUACGUUAGUGUCCCUGCUAUCUUCUAUGUGCACACCACUGAGCUAUCAGGAGGAGGAGGAGGAUUUCCCUCUGGUCUAAACAGGUACAUGGGUCGUCAUAGUGACCAACAUGUAGCCUCCACAAUCCACUAACCCCCACGCCCCCCCAGGCCUCACUGGCCGAUCCACACAGUACAAUACUGAGAUGUACAUUGUGACCCCACAGAUUUGGGGUUCAGGUUUUUAAACGGUGUAUAAAAACAUCCCUUCUUCCCAACCAUUCAGAAAACGGCUCGUCGAGGCGCUGGGCUUAUAAUACGCUCACGUGUUUUAAAGUACAAAGACCAGAGUUGGCACAUUUUACUGUAUAUUUUAAUGUAUUCAGAGGAGGUCUCUGGUGGUGAGGAGGGGGGAAAAAACUGAACCACCGGAAAGAUUGUUGUAAAGGUGAGGACGCGGUCGGACGCCGUUCUUGGAUCUCAUCCAGCUGCAGUGAGUAGAGGGCGGGGGGGGUCGCUGUUUGAGGAUCCGUGAAGAAGGCGAUGAUUAAUUAUGAGGUGACGGGAAUAAAGAAGGUCAAGGGAAAGCUGGUCUGUGAUUUUUAGAUCAGCACUACUUUGCCAAGAGGUGUGACACGGUCCUGGAUCUGUUCAUAUAAAGAAACUGCCACAACUGUCGAUGUAUGUGUAUGUUCUCCGCAGAAGGAGGAUCUUUGUAGACUCAUCUCCCUUAUUUUGCUAAUAAAAACCAAUUACAAACCA
This is a messenger RNA of Limanda limanda (common dab), 2656 nucleotides long. It is a transcript of the gene gnai1, whose product is annotated as guanine nucleotide binding protein (G protein), alpha inhibiting activity polypeptide 1. The transcript is spliced from 9 exons. The coding region runs from base 380 to 1444 and encodes 354 amino acids. Gene Ontology annotation, biological process: adenylate cyclase-modulating G protein-coupled receptor signaling pathway. NCBI's taxonomy places the organism in Eukaryota, Metazoa, Chordata, Actinopteri, Pleuronectiformes, Pleuronectidae. The record is from RefSeq and is a predicted model, not a curated record. Gene Ontology annotation, cellular component: heterotrimeric G-protein complex. Gene Ontology annotation, molecular function: GTPase activity; GTP binding; G protein-coupled serotonin receptor binding.